UGGUGCCCCCGCAUGCGCAGUGCUCAGCGUUGGGGGGCGGGGAUGUGGUGCGGCUGUUCCCAAGGUGGUUGGGAAGUGGGAGCGUUUCACAGGAACGGACAGACGUUAACGGCCUGGAACGAAGCGCAUGAAAAGGAGGCGAUAUCAGCGCAUUAAAGACCAGCCUACCCAAAUUACAGAUAAGCGAGUAUCUAGGAAACAUGCUGUAUUAAAAGUGGUGGGUGACCAGCUCCGCAUCAAACCGGUCCAUGUAAAUCCUUGUUUUCUUCAGUCAUCUGAAAAUGGUGACCUAUUACCACUGGAGACACAUGAGUGGCACUCUUUGAACCCAGGUGACAGCUUUUCCCUGUUAAUAGACAAAUAUCUUUUCAAGGUCCUUUUUGCUCACUCAGAUGUGGAAAGUACACUAAGGAAAAAUCACAAGGUUAAUGUACAAGAACCACUGAAUUUUCCUUCAAGUGUUGAUCCUGUUGAGCUGUCAUGUAGUCCAACAUGUCCUAAUAGUGAUAUCCAAGUGGAAGGCUGUUCCCAGUUGGAAAGAAAAGCCGAAAUGCCAAAAAACGAAACAGCUUCCAGAGAUUCAGUUUUUCCUGCCAAUUGUAAUGAAAAUGAACAACAAAAACCUGCCCAGAGGAAAAGGGUGCUUCCACCUUGGAUGCUGCAAAGAGAUUUAGUGGUUCAAAACCUUUCUACCCCAGUCACUAAAAGAGGUUGCAGAGAAACAAGAGGGAAAGAAAAAAACAGCAGGGAACUCUCAGAAUCAAAAGUGAGAAAUGUUCAAGUUAGAAAACGAUUAGUUACUGAAGACAUUGGAGAGGAUUGUGAAGACACAGAGCAAGAUCAGGGAAAGAAGAGCAAAACUACUGAAAAAGACACAUCGCAGAGUGCAUCUGGAACCCCAUUUGCAAUGGCUGUGAAAAAAAUAGAAGGGAAUGAGAAGUCUGUGAUACAAAAGACUGAAAGAUCUAUGGAAAAAAGUGAUUGGCAAACCCAUAGCCAAGUUUCUGACCACAGGCUAGUGGCAGAAGGCCAGCUCUGUACUAAGACCAAAAAGACCAAUGAAAUAGAAAACAUGGAACAGAUCAUCCCUUCUGCAAGCCAACCAGCUCACCAGGACAAGUCAUCCCAAUCUCAGGUUUCACAGGAUGAGACUCCAGAGCUUGAUGUAAAUUCAGAUCCUGGUAUUGGAGUUUCUGAUUCAACAGGAAGCAAAGAUGCUCUGCAGAGUUCUAAGCAAACUCAGCACAAGAGGGUCCCUUGCAUGUAUGGAACAGGUUGUUACAGGAAGAAUCCAGUUCACUUUCAGCAGUUCAGUCACCCUGGAGACAGUGAUUAUCAUGAUGUACAGGUUGCAAGUGAAGAUGACAGCGAUGACAGACCUGAAUGCCCAUAUGGAAGUACUUGUUACAGGAAGAAUCCACAGCACAAGAUUGAAUACAAGCAUACUGCUCCUCCAGGAACCGAAACAAGAACAACCCACCAAAAAACUCAUAGGAAAGGAAAAAGUGUUUUGGAGGAAGACAGUGACAAUGAUGGUGAACCAAAUAAAUAUGACCUGAAUGACAGCUUUAUAGUUGAUGAGGAGGAAGACUUUGACCCUACUGAUGAAGAUUCUGAUUGGGAACCAGAUUCUGAAGACAAAGAUAAUGAAGAUGUUAACACUCUUUUGAAAGAAGCACAACAAUUUGUUAAAACCAAAAAGUAACUGCCCAAAUAAUGGAAAGGACUUGCUGCUUCCACGUUCACAUGAUGAGUAGAGGAGGAGGAAAACUGCUUUGAAAACUAAUUUUCCCAUCCUUGAUACACUACCUUUAUUAAUGGAAUAAACAAACGGAGUAAUAGCUUUCUUUCCUUUUGUACACAUUGUUUGCUUUGGCUUUUUAUAAGGUGAAAUCAGAUCAUAGACUGAGAUUAUAUUGUGUGUUUACUGAAGUAAAACAUUUUGAGAUGGAA
Messenger RNA from Alligator sinensis (Chinese alligator), 1953 nucleotides. It is a transcript of the gene APLF, whose product is annotated as aprataxin and PNKP like factor. The transcript is spliced from 12 exons. Bases 128 to 1705 code for a protein of 525 amino acids. Gene Ontology annotation, cellular component: site of double-strand break; nucleus. Gene Ontology annotation, biological process: double-strand break repair. The record is from RefSeq and is a predicted model, not a curated record. Lineage: Eukaryota; Metazoa; Chordata; Crocodylia; Alligatoridae. Gene Ontology annotation, molecular function: 3'-5' exonuclease activity; DNA-(apurinic or apyrimidinic site) endonuclease activity; protein binding.